AUGAGUGGAGCUGCGUUGAUGUUGGUUUUCUGUCUCCUGGCCUACGCCCACUGUCAAGCCAAGCCCUUCAAGCAGUCCAGCUUCUUUGACUUGGUGGGAGAAGACGGGGGAUCUGGCGUGGAGCCAAUCGAGGAGAAAAGCCAUCGCCCUCGGUACUUCUGCCCUCCAAAGUGCAUCUGCCAACGCAAUGUGGUGCAGUGUUCCAACCUAGGUCUGACCAGAAUCCCCACUUACAUUCUCCCUGACACUUCAGUGCUGGAUCUACAGAACAACAAGAUCAGAGAGAUAAAGGAGAGAGACUUGAAAAACCUAAAGAACCUCCUUAUUUUAAUCAUUGUGAACAACAGACUGCGAAGGAUCCAUCCCAAAGCCUUUGCCCCGCUCCAGAACCUCAAGAGGUUGUACCUGUCCAAGAACCUGCUCAAAGUAGUCCCAGACAAUAUGCCAAAGUCGCUCAAUGAACUUCACAUAUGUGACAACAAGAUAAAGUAUGUGAAAAAAGAGCCCUUCCUUGGAAUGUCCAAAAUGUUGGCUCUUGAAUUCAGUAGAAACCCAAUGACGGGCGAAGGGAUUGAAAAAGGAGCCUUCAAAGGGUUGAAAAUGCUCUCGUACCUUCGUAUCACUGAGACAGGACUUACUCAGAUCCCAAAAGACCUGCCGCGUUCAUUAACAGAGAUUCACCUUGACCGCAACAAGAUCGUCAAAGUGGACAUGAACGAUUUCAAGAACCUUCACAAUUUGCGCAGGCUGAGGUUAAGCUCCAACAAGAUCAGAUAUUUUGCAAAUAAAACUCUCAGUCACAUGCCAAUGCUCCAGGACCUCCACUUGGACAACAAUAAGCUUUUCUCCAUCCCCCCCGGCCUGCCCCAGCACAAGAACAUCAUGGCACUCUACCUGAAUGACAACCACAUAGCACACGUAAGAGAGAACGACUUCUGCCCGACCAAAGAAGACUCAUUGAAGACCCCUUACAGCCGGAUCAGCUUGAUGAAGCUCACUCACCUGCUGGUGUUUGCGGCGCUUUUCCCUGGCGGAUUGUGCCAGUACGGCUACGAAUACUUCACCUGGCUCGCGCACAUCAUGGGCUAUUCCCGAUCGGUCAGGAACGAACAGGUCGAGGCUCCUCCCAAGCAGCCGAUGACAUCCGACUGUCCCGCCAAGUGCACCUGCCCUCCCAUCUUCCCCACCGCCAUGUACUGCGACACACGCAAACUGAAGCACAUACCAGUCGUGCCGGCCCGCAUGCGGUAUGUCUACCUGCAGAACAACCAGAUCGAGGCUGUUCCCGAGGGAGUGUUCGACAACGCCACCAGCCUGAUCUGGGUUGUCCUGCAUCGCAAUAAGAUCUCGAGCGAGAAGAUAGGCAAAGGAGUCUUCUCCAAGCUGAAGAACCUGAAGCGCCUGUACUUGGAUCACAACAGGCUGACCAAAAUAUCCUUCCCGUUGCCGAGUUCGCUGAAGCAACUGAGGCUCACUUCAAACAAGAUCUCGAAGAUCCAACCGGACCUGUUCCAGGGACUGAAGAACCUGACCAUGCUUCUGCUCAACGACAACCAACUGCAAGACGUCGGAGGAAGCUUCGAGGAGCUGACGUCUCUGGGUCUCCUGGAUCUCAGCAACAACCAACUGACAAAGCUGCCCGCUGGACUCCCGGAGUCUCUGCACCAGGUCUACCUGGACUUCAAUCACAUCAGCUCCAUUCCCGAGGAGUAUUUCCAGAAGCUCCCCAAACUGCAGUAUGCCAGGAUCUCGAACAACCACCUGACAGAUAACGGGAUCCCGCAGAACACAUUCAACGUCUCCAACCUGAUCGAGUUGGACCUCUCCCACAAUAAGCUGCAGACCAUUCCCCCCGUCAGCACCAACCUGGAGAACCUGUACCUUAACGCCAACAGGAUCAGAGAGUUCACUGUGGACAGUUUCUGCAAGAACACGGGCAUAAUGAACUUCUCCAAGAUUCAGGUUCUUCGCCUCGACGGCAACGCCAUCAAACAAGACGAGUUACCGCCCAACGCACAUCAGUGCCUGCGCCAAGCCAGGAUCAUAGACAUUUAGCCCAUGUUCACCCCACGCGUGUCAAUCAGUAAACCUCCCUGUGUCACUGUGUCCUUCAUGGCUUGUCUCAAGACCCGCCUCAUCGACCGCGCCUUCGGUUACCCUCCUA
Messenger RNA from Callorhinchus milii (elephant shark), 2164 nucleotides. RefSeq names its product fibromodulin-like. The coding region runs from base 1 to 2055 and encodes 684 amino acids. Gene Ontology annotation, molecular function: protein binding. The transcript has 9 exons. The record is from RefSeq and is a predicted model, not a curated record. Lineage: Eukaryota; Metazoa; Chordata; Chondrichthyes; Chimaeriformes; Callorhinchidae.